Messenger RNA from Closterium sp. Naga37s-1, 3975 nucleotides. The record is from the annotation of a GenBank genome assembly. Lineage: Eukaryota; Viridiplantae; Streptophyta; Zygnematophyceae; Desmidiales; Closteriaceae.
AUGGUAUGGGAGAAGGGCAAGGGGAGGGGGAAGGGGAAGGGGAUCCGCGGCAGGGAGUCGGCGGCGCAAGGCGGCGGCGGCGGGGACGAGGAGGAGGAGGAGGAGAUGGAGGACCUGGUGUUUCUCGUGGGCGUGGCGCGCAAUAACACUCUCGUGGCGCGCUACACCACGGACGUGAAAUUCGUAGCAGUGGCUCAGCACGUGCUGGACGCCGCGCCGCCGUUCCUCUCCAAGGUGUCUCUCGCGCACGACACGCUCAUGGCCCUGCUGCUCGUGGAUACGAGUCAUACGACCGGCGGCGGCGGCAGCAGCGGCGGCGGCGGCCACAACAGCUCCAGCGUCACCACAACGGGCGUGCUUAUAGCGAGGAUGUGCGGGGGCGAGUUUGGGCGCACAGACGGGUACAACCUCCUGAGGAAGGUCCUGAAGGCGUUCAAAGAGGCCAGCACGUCUCACCGCCGCUCUGCCAGCAGCGUGUUCAUCCGCUCGCUCUCUGCUGGCGCCGGGUUGCUUACUGGGUCUCGGGGGAAGGAAGGCGGAGGAACUGGCGGUGGUGGAGGAGGAGGAGCGGGGGGUGGCGGUGGUGUUAAUGGUUCUGGCAUGGCCAAUUCUGCUUCGGGUGGCGCGGCCGGUGCGUUCCCUACCAGUGUUUCUGUCUCUCGCGCUGUUACUGGAGGAGCAGGAACAGGACCAGGAGCAGCAGGAGCAGCGCGGGGGAGGGAGGGUAAGUCUGCUGACGUGCGCUCUCUGGCAGCGGCGGCAGCGAUAGCAACGGAGCUAGGCAUAAACGUGCCACGGCUGGAGAGUAAGUUGCGAGCCAUGGUGAUCCAGUACCGAGCGCCCGUGCAAGACCCUGAGCUCAUCUUCCCCUACCGGGACGCUCCCGGCGCGUACCUGGUCCAGCCGCCCGAGCCUGAGCCCAAAGCUGAGGCGGAGGCCCGGGUGAGGAAGGAGCGGGCGAAACGACUACUGGAAGACGAGCUGAACCUUAUAACGGAGCAGAUGAUGGAUGAUGCGAGGCUGGAGGGUGGAGGUGAAGGAGGGGGAGGGGGAAGGGUGGCGGUGGCUGUGCCGGUUCGGCCGAGAUUCUCCCGAAGCCAUGGGUUUAGGAGCCAGUCGGAGGGGAAUUUGGUGUGGGGGUCGAAGGAGGAGCAAUACCUUUUGGAAGAGGUGGAGGAGGGGAAAGAGGAGGGGAAGGAGGAGGGGAAGGAGGAGUGGAGAAGGACAGAGAGCAGCAGCGGGGUUGCAGGGGAGACUGGGACACCUGCAAAUACAUCUCAAGUAGGCGCAGCUCCAGUUCCUUCUGCUGCCAAUGCGCCCCCCCUGCUGUCCCUGCUGCCAUCCCCACUGCCGCCCCCGCUGCCGCCCCCGCUGCCGCCCUUGCUGCCGUCCUUGCUGCUGGCCCCACUGCCACAUCUCGUUGCACAUCGUUCCUUUCCCCUCACCUCUCCUCCUUCGCCGCUCCCUGCCCCUCCCGCCCGCCCUUCCUCCCGCCCUCUCACUCUCCCAUCCGUCUCCCCAUCUCUUUCCCCAUCCCCCUCCCUCUCCCCAUCUGCAGCUGUAGGUGCUCCCUGCCCGGGCAUGCCACCCAGGAGUCCUCUGAAGAUUGCUGCUGGUGGGGGCAGGCGGGAGAUCAUUCUAAUCAAGGAGCCAAAGAAGAGUAGGCGCCAGCGGGCUGCGUCUGUGGGUGGUGGUGCUGGGAGUGGGGUGGUCGGGGCAAUCUGUGCACAGGAGCAGGCCGUGGUUACUGGUGGUGAUGCUAGUGCAGGAGAGCAGCAGCAGAAGGUGGGGGAGGAGGAGAAGAUGCAGGAGGAGCAGGGGGGGGAGGAGCGGAAGAAACAGGAGGAGCAGGGGGGGGAGGAGCGGAAGAAACAGGAGGAGCAGGGGGGGGAGGAGCGGAAGAAACAGGAGGAGCAGAAGAGGCAAGAGGAGCAGGAGAAUCAGAAGGAGGAACAGGAAGGGAAGCAGGAUGAGCAAGUGAGUCUGAUAGCAGGAGGUAGCAAACAACAGGUAGCAAAUAAGCAGCAGCAGCAGCAGCAGCAGCAGCAGCAGCAGCAGCAAGUGAAGGUGGAAACUGCAUUCGUUUCUGGCCUGAGUCAGCCUCUCGGGGGUAGUUCGCCUCGAGAUGACACGGACGUCCCAACACCCAAGGGAUUCACCACACUAUUCUCCUCCUCCUCCUCCUCCUCCUCCUCCUCCUCCUCCUCCUCCUCCUCCUCCUCCUCCUCCUCCUCCUCCUCCUCCUCCUCCUCCUCCUCCUCCUCCUCCUCCUCCUCCUCCUCCUCCUCCUCUUCCGCCUCCUCCACCACCAUCACCACCACCACCCUUCCUCAACCGAAACCCUUUUAUUCGUCGUCCUUCGCUCCCGUGCAAUCCUCUACCGCUACCGAUUUCGCCAGCCUCACCUCUUCAUUCCCGUCCUCCCCUAUAUCCGCCUCCUUGUCCUCAUCCCGGCCGGUCAGUAACCGCGUGCUACGUAGGGGGUGGUCGUCUGAAGUCCCUGGGGAUAGAAGCAGGGGUAGGAGGGCCCCCGGAGAUGGCAGCAGGGGGGGAAUGGGAAUGGGAGGGUACGGGGAACGGGAAAGUGUUUUGGUUGGGGAGUAUUCGAGGCUGAAACGGCCUUCAAGCAGUGGUGGUGGCGGUGGCGGUGGCGGUGGCGGUGGCGGUGGCGGUGGCGGUGGCGGUGGCGGUGGCGGUGGCGGUGGCGGUGGUGGUGGUGGUGGCAGUGACAGCAACGGCUCUAUUUAUAGCGAGGGCAACACGCCAAGCGCCUCUAAGUUCACCAAGGCCGGCCUCUCUCUCCCUCGCACCGGUCUCCGCCUCUCCACAGCACCUCCUUCCGCUUCCUCCUUCUCAGCCCAGUUCCCCGACUCAUCCUUCAACGCAUCGGUGUCCGGCACGUGGCAGCAGUUCAGCCGCUCCCUGCGCCUGCUCUCCCCCUUAGACCUCUGUGGCGCCCCGCCUCAACCCCUGAGAGGAGGCCGGCCAGGUGCUCGGCUGUCUGCUCUCGGGGGGUUUAGGGGGCUUGGGGGAGCAGGGGGCGGGGGGGGUGGGUCGGAGGUGGAGAUGGAGUGUAGGGAAAGGCUGCUAGAGCGGCGCAAGGAGGUGGGGUUCCAGCGGUCGUCCUCGCUGAGUGACGCAGAGGCGUUUCAGCACCUGGGGCUGUAUGGGCUGGACGAGGAGGGGUAUGGGCAGGAUGGGAUUGGGAAGGAGGGCGGCGGGUUGGGCGCCAGGGAGGGGAUGAGAAAGGGUGGGAGUGGCGCUGGGACUGGUUUAGGCUUAGGAGUGGGUCGUAGCUCCAGUAGCAAGUCAGCCGAGGAGAGUGCUUCUGCUGGUGCUUCUGCUGCUAUGGCUGCGUCUCCUGCGUCUGCUUCUGCUUCGGCCGUUGCGGGCGGUGGUGGUGCGAGCUCUGCUGGUUUCAGCGCCGUUGGCUUUGGUGCUGGUGGUGACGUGCUGGGUUUCUUGUCGCGCGGGUUCGGAGGCAGUAGCAGGUCAGCAGGAGGGGCGGUGGUGGCAGGGGCAGGGCGAGUGCAGCAGCAGCAGCAGCAGCAAGGCAGUGGGGGUGCCGGCCUGGUGGCAUGCAUGAGCGGUGCAGCAGGCAACACAGGGAGGUUGAUGGGAGGAGGGGGUCGGAAUGCAGUGGGUGCCAGUGGUGAAGAUGACGAUGACGAGUCGCUGCUGCUGGGUUACUCGAGGAUUGAUGUUGGUGUUGACUCUGCGGGGGGGUCAGGGAGGAGCGGGGAGCAGGAGGAGGGCGUGGGGGCAGCUGUGGGAGUGGGGUUGGGGGUGGGGGUGGGGAGAGCUGGCAUGGCUGUUGGAUCUUCUGGGGUGGUGGCUGCAGAUUCAGCUGAUUCCUCAUCAGCCUCCUUCAUUCCGUCUGGCCUACGGCACAAUAGGCUCUGUCUGCUUGUCGCCGUGUUGGCCCUGCAAGCCCUUGUUGGCGCUGCAAUUGCCUUCCUCGUUCUCUUCACCUGA